Molecule: messenger RNA, 1426 nt
Organism: Cannabis sativa
Lineage: Eukaryota; Viridiplantae; Streptophyta; Magnoliopsida; Rosales; Cannabaceae
Product: protein PHOSPHATE-INDUCED 1
Exons: 1
Coding region: 331-1275 (314 amino acids)
Source: RefSeq, a predicted model, not a curated record
UGGUAUUAUUAUAUGUAAUAGCUGUGCCUAAAGAUUUUAAUCUUCUAUCAACGCGCUUUCUUGCUGGCAUUUCACUCUCUCCUCUUAGCUACUUAUUCAUUUCUUUUUCUUUCUUUAUCAAUACGUUAUAUUAAUUAGCUUUCCACUACUAAUGAAUUAGCUAAACCUAAGCUCCUUCCGAGUAGUUGCUUUAGUUAGCCCACUAAUCACCAAAUUAACAUACUCACAUUAUGUAUAUAAAUACACCCUUUUCCCUUGUCUUCUAAACUCACACAAAACAAAGCAUAAUUUAAGAGUCUCUUCUUUUCUCUAAGCUCAGUAUAAUUAAAAAUGGCAUCUUUCGCCUCAGAAACUCUCACUUUCAUCUUCUUCAUCUCUCUACUCCAUUUGGGUUCAUCGGGGAGGAUUCUUUCCGACGAGUCUGACCAAACCCAACAGCCUCUUCCCUUUCAAUACCAUAAUGGCCCUCUUCUGUUUGGAAAAAUCUCCAUUAACUUAAUAUGGUACGGAAACUUCAAACCAACCCAACGAGCCAUUGUCUCCGACUUCAUUACCUCCCUCACUUCAUCUUCUAAAACCAACACAGACCAACCAUCAGUCAACACGUGGUGGAAGACCAUCGAAAGCUACCAAUACCACCACAAGCUGAGCAACUCCGUCUCGUUAGGAUCCCAGUUCAUCGACGAGAACUACUCCCUGGGGAAAUCGUUGACCAGUCAACAAAUAGUGGGACUCUCCAGCAAGGGCGGCCAAAAGGACGCCAUCAACGUUGUUCUGACUGCGGCUGAUGUGGCGGUGGAAGGGUUCUGCUCUAGUAAGUGUGGGACACACGGUGUGUCAUCUGGGUCGGGACCAGGUAGUAAGAGGUCCAAGUUCGGUUACAUAUGGGUGGGAAACUCGGAGAGUCAGUGCCCAGGUCAAUGCGCAUGGCCUUUCCACCAGCCAAUUUACGGACCACAAACACAGCCACUGAUUGCCCCAAACAACGACGUGGGUUUGGACGGAAUGAUCAUCAACGUGGCUAGCCUUUUGGCUGGAACCGUAACGAACCCGUUCGGAAAUGGGUACUUCCAAGGGCCGAAGGAGGCUCCACUUGAGGCGGCUUCGGCUUGUAGCGGUACUUUUGGGAAGGGGGCGUAUCCUGGAUACCCUGGUCAACUCUUGGUUGACCCCACCACUGGUGCAAGCUACAAUGCUCACGGUGACAAUGGCAGGAAAUACUUGCUUCCUGCUCUGUUUGACCCUUCCACCUCCACUUGUUCUACCUUGGUUUGAACAUACAUAAUUAAAUUACACACUGUAUAAAUAUAUAUCUAGAGAGAGAGCAUUGAUUUUUUUUUUUAAUUCUUUUUAUUAUUAUUCGACUAUUCAUCAUGUAUACUUGUUAUACCACCAUUAUAAUAAACUAUUGGUAUUAUUCUUUAUA